Molecule: messenger RNA, 2301 nt
Organism: Odontomachus brunneus
Lineage: Eukaryota; Metazoa; Arthropoda; Insecta; Hymenoptera; Formicidae
Gene: Pink1
Product: serine/threonine-protein kinase PINK1, mitochondrial
Exons: 7
Coding region: 181-2034 (617 amino acids)
Biological process (GO): protein phosphorylation; autophagy of mitochondrion; positive regulation of mitochondrial fission
Cellular component (GO): mitochondrion
Molecular function (GO): ATP binding; protein serine/threonine kinase activity
Source: RefSeq, a predicted model, not a curated record
AGGGGAGUUAUAUCCCCUACUCGAGGUUUCCAGGCAUUACAAAUAACAAGUUUGUUUAGAUGCGCAGUUAGGUGUAUAGUUGUGAUCCAAGCAUUCGCGACGGCUCUAUCAACAGCCUUGAAAGCGUACUUGGCCUACGGACUUGCCCGUUGGGCUGUCCCAGCCCAAGAGAGCGGAGAAAUGUCAAUACGGGCAGCAGUUCAUCGUCUUGUACAAAAUGGUCGGGUCGUGCUACGGUCCUUACAACAUAAGCCCUGCUAUUCAAACGGAUUCGCAUACAAACACCUUAACAAAAUACACGUUGCACAAGCGAGUGAGUCCCAGAGCGGCCUUCUAUGCCGGAAUAGCGGCAAUGUGUCAAGCACAGGAAGGCAUCUUGGUUACUUGGGAACGCAUGCUCGGCGGAUUUUCGUCGAUAACAUCUUAAAGAGGGUAACAAACAGUCUUGCAGCGGAUUUACGAAGACGCGCAGCGAGCAGACUUGUAUUUGGCGAUUCUGCGCCAUUCUUUGCUCUCGUUGGUGUGUCCUUAGCAUCAGGCACUGGCAUAUUAACCAAGGAUGAUGAGCUGGAUGGAGUAUGUUGGGAGAUCCGAGAAGCUGUUUCUAAGUUACGUUGGAAUAUGCCGCAAAAUGAUAAAAAUUAUGAAACAAUCCCGAUUGAAGAGAAUAUUGUGACUUUACAAAACUUCGUGAUUGGGCCUAUCAUUGCUAAAGGUUGUUCCGCAGCUGUCUACGCAGCAAGAUUCAUAGAUGCUACACUGGAGAAAAAUAAUAGUUCAAUCAAUAUUGAUACUGAAACAAAAGAUAAGAAUGCAUUCCCAUUUGCAUUAAAAAUGAUGUUCAAUUAUGAUGCAGAAUCUAAUGCUACUGCUAUUCUGAGGGCUAUGUAUAGAGAGACGGUGCCUUCUAGAAAACAUUAUGGAAAUGACAACAUGACUAUUUGGGAGCAAAAAUUGGUGGAAAAUAAAGCAACAUUACCACCUCAUCCAAACAUUGUGGCUAUGUAUAAUGUCUUUGCUGAUAGAAUACCGAUAUUACCUGAUUCUUGGGGAAUGUAUCCUGAUGCUUUACCAACCAGAAUCAAUCCUCACGGAUCAGGCAGAAAUAUGAGUCUAUUUUUAUUAAUGAAAAGAUAUGAUGUUACGUUGAAACAAUAUUUGGAAAGUCGUAGCGUUGAUGGCAACAUGCGUGUGUCAAUAUUAUUACUCGCUCAGCUACUGGAAGCAGUAGCUCAUAUGAAUGCAAACGGCAUAGCGCAUCGAGAUCUGAAAAGUGACAAUAUUUUACUUGAUUUGUCAGAAGAAACUGAUAAUUGUCCGUCCCUGGUUGUAACGGAUUUUGGUUGCUGUUUGGCCGAUAAGAAUUGUGGAUUGUACUUACCUUACAACACUCACGAUAUCGAUAAGGGCGGCAAUGUUGCAUUAAUGGCUCCAGAAGUAAUAAUGGCAGUACCAGGACCUUUUGCUAGAAUAAAUUACACAAAAGCUGAUCUAUGGACAGUGGGCACCAUAGCAUACGAGAUAUUUGGCACAAAAAAUCCAUUCCAUAGUGAAAAUGACGAAGAAAUUGCUUUAAAAAAUUAUAGUUAUACUGAAAGUGAACUUCCUACACUACCUGAUAAUGUGCCACCCAUCAUUAACGCUGUUAUAAAAAAUGCAUUGUCGGAAAGUUUAUAUAAGCGACUAGAUACGCAAAUUGCGGCGACUAUAAUGCAGAUAUAUCUGUGGGCACCUAGCUUAUGGUUGAAAAACAUGGGCCAAUUACCAUCUAGCAACGAGAUUAUGCAAUGGCUUUUGUGCUUAACUACAAAGAUUCUUUGUGAAGGGCAGAGCACAGAUUUGUCUCCAUCAUACGGGUUGCCUAGCAGUACAAAACGUGAUAUCAGUGGCAACAAUAUAUAUAAACAAACGCAUUCAAUAUGUUCUUGUGGAAGGCGCACAAUGCCCGAAUAUCAAUUAAUUGCAAGCUUUCUUAGCAGGGUAACGCUUGGCAAUGUUAGAAACGCGUUAAAAUGGAUACAACAGAACGUAUAAUUAAGAGUGACAUAAUUUCGUAUCGGCUAAAAACGAAAUACGAUCAAAAUUUCGCAUUGAUAAUUAUUAGUAUUCGUAGUAUUAAAUAACAAUUCAAAAUAAGGGGGAGAUGUAAAGUCGAAAAGAUAUUACUAAAUGUGUUUUAUCUAACUUUAUCAUUACUUUCAUAUUUAUUUUCAGAAUUUUGUUUUGAUACUUGGUGAAACGCAAAAGAAUAAAGAAGUUAUGUUAUAUUAACGCAUGAAAAUAUAAAUAAUCUAAAUUAAC